AUGGCGUCGGUCAACCCGUUUAAUCUCAGCGAUUCGGAAGAAGAAGCUGAGCGUGGUCCUAAUGAAACAGUUGACACAGAAAGGAGUCCGAGUGACGGAGCGCCAGGGCCACCAGGCAAUCCGUUUUCUCCCCCUGCAGACGCCGAGCCUCCAGCGCUUCCACUGUCCGGCAACCGUACGAGCCCCAGUGUUGAGGGCAUCUGCGUGUCGGCCUCGGCUCCCACCGCUAUGGCAGGCACCGCAGAGACUCGGAUUUCUGUGGAUGGCAUUGCUGCUCAGUUAUUAAAGGACCAGUAUAUUCUCACGGCCUUGGAGUUUCACACUGAACUGCUGGAAGCAGGCAGGGAGCUUCCGAGACUGAGGGAUUAUUUCUCCAACCCUGGCAACUUCGAGCGUCAGAGCGGUACUCCACCUGCCAAAGACCAGGUACUCGGACCUGGAGGACCACUUAAUCGAGCAGGCAGUAUUAGCACCUUGGACUCUUUGGACUUUGCACGUUACUCGGAUGACGGCAACCGGGAGACAGACGAACGGGUGGCAGUGCUGGAGUUUGAGCUACGGAAAGCAAAGGAGACCAUACAGGCUCUGCGCGCAAACUUGACUCAGGCAGCAGAGAGUGAAAUUCCAUCUCAGGAGAGAAAAAACUUCAAAUCAAGUCCUGAUAUUCAGGAACCCAUACGUCCACUGGAGAAAAGAGCCUUAAACUUCCUCGUGAAUGAGUAUUUAUUAAAAAACGAGUACAAGCUGACAUCCAUCACAUUCUCCGAUGAAAAUGAUGAUCAGGACUUUGAGUUGUGGGAUGACGUUGGCCUCAACAUCCCAAAACCCCCGGACCUGUUGCAGCUCUACAGGAACUGUGGCAGCUCUCUCACUUCUCCACGGGAACGAGUGGACGCAUCAGUCGGUGUAGACUUAGGCGAUCUUUCGGAAAUCCGCUUCGCUCAGGAGCCCGUAAAGAAACCUGAUCUAUCCCAACAGCAACAAACAGAAGUCGUGCAGGAGCUGGAGUACCAGCUGAACCUUCUCAGCGGUGAGAAGCAGAGUCUAGCUGACCAGAUCAAGAAGCUGCAGAGCGAGAUUCAAACACUGAAACGGGCCGUCUCCUCUCCACCUCCCACGUCUCUGGAUUUGGUUUCCCAGAAUUCACCUCGCCCAUCUUCCUCGUCCUCCUCUUCCAACUCAAACUCUUGCUCCACUAACCCAUCAGUGCCUCCAACAGAUAAUGGCCAACAUCUAGACAUCGGAGGGGUGUCGGAAUCGGAAAAUGUCUCUGCACCCCCCUCUAAUCAGAACACAUCACAUCCCCACUUACAGUGCUGCAACAAAGCCGUGAGACAGCAGCGCGUCCAGUUCGAUCAACCGAACAGGAAGUUAUCUCCAGCCUUCCAGCAAGCCUUGCUCUCCUUCUGCAGAAUGUGCUCAGACAGCCGCCUUGGAGCUGAGGUGUCCCGUAUAGCAGACAACGAGGACAGUGUGAUGCUGAUGUUGGGCCGCUGUCUUCCUCACAUUGUUCCCAAUGUUCUACUUGCUAAACGAGAGAGAUUGGUUGCGCAUCUUUGCCAGGAGUUGAUUCCUCUCAUCCUGUGCACUGCAUGCCUUCACCCUGAGCCUAAAGAGCGGGACCAGCUCCUGCACAUCCUCUUUAACCUCAUCAAGAGACCAGACGAUGAGCAGAGACAAAUGAUCUUAACGGGCUGCGUCGCGUUCGCGAGGCAUGUGGGUCCCACUCGGGUCGAGGCUGAGCUCCUUCCCCAGUGCUGGGAACAGAUUAACCACAAAUAUCCGGAGAGAAGAUUGUUGGUGGCUGAGGCCUGUGGCGCUUUGGCGCCCUACCUGCCUAAGGAGAUCCGUAGCUCUCUGGUGUUGUCAAUGCUGCAGCAGAUGCUUACUGAGGACAAAGCCGACAUGGUCAGGGAGGCGGUGGUCAAGAGUCUGGGUAUCAUCAUGGGUUACAUCGAUGACUCAGACAAAUACUCCCAGGGUUUUGAGUUAAUGCUGCUGUCACUCGGGGACCCAUCAGAGCGGGUGGUCAACGCAGUCCACCAGGUCUUCAUUCCUGCCUUUGCUGCCUGGACCACAGAGCUGGGCACACUGCACACUGCUCUAAUCCCCUCUCUGCUGGCUCGGAUAGAGAAACUACUAAAGCAGGGGGAACGUGGUCUGGAUGAACACAAGCUACACAUUUUUCUGUCAGCCCUUCAGUCUCUUACUCCUCCUUUAUUUGCUGUGGUGCUGCAGAACGCACCCUUCACCAGCAGAGUCAAACUCCAUGGGGACAUACCUGCAAUAGAAGUGACUCGGUUCCCCAGGCCAGCUUCUCCCCUGCAAGAUAUGGCCACCAUUAUCGGGAGUAGAGAGAUGCUAAGCGCCUUGCUGCUUCUUUAUGACCACCAGCUGGAGCAUGAAGGAACGACGGGCUGGGGCAGCCUGCUAUGGGUGGUCAACCAGCUAUUGCCUCAGCUCAUAGAGAUUGUGGGGCGCAUCAAUGUGACGUCUUCCACCUGCGUUCACGAGUUCUCGCGUUUUUUCUGGAGGUUUUGUCGCACAUUCGGCAAGAUUUUCACCAACACUAAGGUGAAACCACAGUUCCAGGAGAUUCUCCGACUCUCCGAAGAGAACGUUGAUGCUUCAGCAGGAAACGGCAUUCUCACCAAAGCUACAGUCCCAAUCUAUGCUACUGGCGUGUUGACCUGUUAUAACCAGGAGGAGGAUCGCAAGCUGCUGGUGGGUUUCCUGGAAGAUGUGAUGACGGCGCUCUCUCUGUCACACGCACCUCUCGACAGUCUCAAGGCCUCUUUUGUAGAACUGGGUGCCAAUCCAGUAUACCAUGAACUACUGCUCACUGUUCUGUGGUACGGGGUGGUCCAUACGUCUGCUCUGGUCCGGUGUACGGCAGCACGGAUGUUUGAGCUGCUGGUGAAGGGGGUGAAUGAGACGCUGGUAGCUCAGCGAGUGGUGCCGGCUCUCAUCACACUGUCCUCCGACCCUGAAAUAUCAGUGAGGAUCUCCACUAUUCCAGCUUUUGGCACCAUCAUGGAGACGGUCACGCAGAAGGAGCUGCUAGAACGUGUAAAAAUGCAGCUGGCCUCCUUCCUAGAAGACCCCCAGUACCAAGAUCAGCACUCUUUGCACAUGGAGAUCAUCAGGACGUUUGGCCGGGUCGGGCCUAACGCAGAGCCACGCUUCAGAGACGACUUUGUGCUCCCUCACCUUCAUAAGCUUGCGUUGGCUAAUAACAGCCAAUCAGUGGAAAGCAAGAAGAUUGACAUUUCCAUCCAUCUGUUUGAGGCCUACAGUGCCCUCUCCUGCUGCUUCAUUUCUGAGGAGGUCAUGGUCAACCACUUCCUGCCGGGGCUAAGGUGUCUGCACGCCGACAUGGAGCAGCUCUCUCAGGAGCACGAGGUGAUUCUCAGCUCUAUGAUUAAGGAGUGUGAGAUAAAGGUGGAGAACAGAGGAAUGUCCGACACACAAGGAUCGAUAUCUAUUGCAUCCAGUUUGGUGGGUGAGGACGCCAAGACCAAGUUCCUGAGCAAGAUGGGUCAGCUAACCACCUCUGGAGCCAUGCUAGCCAAUGUCUUCCAGAGAAAGAAGUGAUCGACUGAAGAUCCAUAACCCAAAAACUGACAAGUCCCCCAACGCUGUUGUCUUUGGGGGGAUUUUAUUUAUCUGGCUCUGCUUAAAUGUCUCAUUUAAACAAAUACAAUUCUGCAGCAGAGCUACCUGUGAGGGGGACAGAGACGGCUUCUAAAGUUCUUCGUCUCAACGUUGCUGAGGACUGCAGAUUUCUUUUUAUGUGUCAGUGUUAACGUUUUUCAUUUCAUAAAGGAAGCGAGUGAGGUGGAGGAGCCGCUGCUGACACAUAAACGCCGGACGUUCCUAGACCACCAGAUUUCAUCCCAUUUUCAGCGUAUUGUGUUUUCAAAGGCGUUCACUGGGGUCUCUGAGCUUAGCCUGCUGGAAUUUUAUUCGGGGAUAUUUUAGGGUUUCUAAAGACUUGAAUUGGGGGAGAAAUCAGAUUGAUGGCUCAGAAAUGUUGCCUACUUGAAACAAAAUCUCGUCUUGCCUUUAUUUCCUUUAACAUCAUUGUUUCUAUUGUUUUGAAAGCUUCUGUUUUAUUACGUAUGUCUUAAUGAAGGAAAACAAGCAUACUUUAUCUCUGCUUCCAAAGAAAUUUGCACUUCACUUUACAGUUUUGUUCUUUAUCUUGUGUUUUUUGUUGUUUUAAUUUAGAGUCUUAUAUAUAUAUAACCAUCACUACUUUUAUCUCCGUCCGUUUCAGCAUCAUGAAGUGGACGAGAACACUGAUCUAAAGUACCUUUUCUCCGUUUGUUGCAUCUUGUCUAAACGUUGCCGCGUCUCCAAGUUGUUUUCUGAAGUAGUUCAUUUAUUUUAUGCUCCACGAGAACCGGCAAACACCUGUAUCAUACACCGAACCGAGGAGGAUGGUACUCGUUGUGUAUAUUUGAAAUUUGUGUCACAAUGUAAUAAAAGAUGGAGGUCAUUUGUGCACUUUGA
Molecule: messenger RNA, 4515 nt
Organism: Nothobranchius furzeri (turquoise killifish)
Lineage: Eukaryota; Metazoa; Chordata; Actinopteri; Cyprinodontiformes; Nothobranchiidae
Gene: relch
Product: RAB11 binding and LisH domain, coiled-coil and HEAT repeat containing
Biological process (GO): intracellular cholesterol transport
Cellular component (GO): recycling endosome; trans-Golgi network
Molecular function (GO): protein binding
Source: RefSeq, a predicted model, not a curated record